AAAUCUGAGGGUUUGCUCUUUCAAGAGAGGUGCAACCACACAUUUUCUGAAAACGUAGCGGAAUUUACCAAUGUUUGGAAAUGCCCACUCAAAUCCUUUUGCCUAUAUAAAUGGAUGAGAAGACACCAAAAGAACACAGAGACGCAAAUCUGACUGAAAACAAACUUAAAGGAGAACAUCCAACAAACAGAAGAAAUGAAAUCAUCAGCCGUGUUCAUUGCAGUUGUCCUCUUCGCAGGCUUGUGCUCACAGAUCUAUGGACAAAAUACAAAUAAACCUUCAAAAUGCUGCUUCAGUUAUGUGGAAAAAAGGAUCCCUUUUAAAAUGUUGUCCAACUAUGAAAAAACACGAUCAGACUGCACUAAACCUGGCAUUGUAUUCAUCACAAUAAAAGGUAUUCUGGUCUGUGCUAAUCCCGAACAGAAAUGGGUCCAAGAUAGCGUUGAUCAUCUGAAUGCAAUUUUAAAAACAUACCCUGAAGAAUUAAACGGUGAUGGCCUUUCUUCUUGAAAAAACUGAGAGGAAAAGCUUUUUCCACAUUUAUCCAAUCAGACCAACAUUACAGUCACUGGACUUCAGAAAAUGUUAUAUAUGCUGCCAUUUAUAAAUGGAUCUACUGUAUAUACGAUUGAUAUUUUACUUUUUGGCUCUCUUUAAGUACAAACUCCUAAAAAAUAUUUAAAUAUGUUU
Molecule: messenger RNA, 690 nt
Organism: Polypterus senegalus (gray bichir)
Lineage: Eukaryota; Metazoa; Chordata; Cladistia; Polypteriformes; Polypteridae
Product: C-C motif chemokine 3-like
Exons: 3
Coding region: 196-510 (104 amino acids)
Biological process (GO): cellular response to type II interferon; positive regulation of ERK1 and ERK2 cascade; cellular response to tumor necrosis factor
Cellular component (GO): extracellular region
Molecular function (GO): chemokine activity; CCR chemokine receptor binding
Source: RefSeq, a predicted model, not a curated record